This is a messenger RNA of Bursaphelenchus okinawaensis, 511 nucleotides long. Lineage: Eukaryota; Metazoa; Nematoda; Chromadorea; Rhabditida; Aphelenchoididae. The record is from the annotation of a GenBank genome assembly.
AUGAGUGAAAACGACUUUAGCGACGGUGAUGUAAGUGCCUUAAAUUAUGUUAGAACAGUAGUGAUAAUAAUACUGGUAGAUAAUAAAUUAAUAUUUAGCUGGACGUGGAAGGAGGAUCAUCGCCCAAUCCCUCAGGCUAUACACACUCAGACGACUCGAAGAAGAACGCCAGAGCUCAGCACAAUGCGUUGGAAAGGCGGAGAAGGGACAACAUCAAAGACAUGUACAGUUCAUUACGUGAAGCAAUACCUAACCUCAACGAAAGUGACAGAGUAAGUCACACUUCCCUUCCCUUUAAAAGCAUUAUUCUGUUUCAAAACGUUAAUUAAUUCAGGCUUCGCGAGCCCAAAUAUUGAAGAAAACCAUAGAUCAUAUACAGGACAGUAAAAACAGUCACACGGCUCUGGAAGGCGACGUGAAGAAAUUGACUGAAACCAAUGAAAGACUAAAACAAGAGAUUAUGGCCAAGAAGGCAGCGCUACAGAACGGCCAAGGAUGCUCCAAAAAUUGA